AUGUGUGUGUGUGUGUGUGUAUGUGUGUGUGGUUUUGUACAAUAUCGUCAUUAUUACCAUCGUCAUCGUCGUCAGCCUCAUCAUCAUCUUCAUCGUCGUCGUCAAAAUCCCAACUUGCAGGUGUCACAAAACCUGGAGACCGUGCUUUUCAAGGAGAAGUUCAUAGACUGGCCCGAUUCUGACCGCAUCCUCAAGGUCAAAGGUCACGAUGCCUCCAAUGAGGCUGCCGAGAAUAAGGCGACAACGAAUCCAUGUGAGGUGAGAGAGAUGUUGAAGAUGAGAGAGGGUGCGCCAUUCUUGCUUUUAGAGGGGUAUCAUAUUGGCAGGGGCAAUAAAUGGAUUGAAUGGGUGGACGGCAUCCAAUGGGAGCACGAGAUGCUGACAUCUGACCUAGAAGUUUGGAACGUCAGCGAAUCAGGUUGCGUGAAAUUAGGUCAGGCCAGUUUCGGUCAGUUUCACGCUGGCGAUACUUACGUUGUUAGAUGGAGGUACAAUGUCAAUCAAAUAAGUCACAAUUUGAAAGGGGACGUGUCGAAAAAGCAAGUCAGCACAGGCCGCCAUAGGUGUGCCUACUUCUUCUGGCAAGGCGUCGAGUCCAGCAUCAACGAGAAAGGAGCAUCUGCCCUCAUGACGGUCGAACUUAAUCAAGAUAAUGGACCCCACGUGAGAAUUGUAGAAGGCAAGGAGCCAUCUUGCUUCAUUGAUCUCUUUUCAAGACGACCAAUGAUAAUCCACCGAGGCAAGCGCUUCAACCAAUCAAAAUCGAGCCCCAAGUCUGACGUUAAAUAUUCAAGAUUCGAACCCGCGGUACCGUCGCCCUUAUUGAUGACGUCAUCGUCGUCGUCGUCACUGCCAAGAUGUCGUUAUAAGCUGUACGCAAUGAGGAAUGAUUUCGUGGAGAAUGCUUAUCUGUUGGAGGUGGAGUGCCGUGUGAAGAAUCUGAGAAGUAGAGGGUCCUAUCUUUUGAUCGAUGUUAAGCAAGGGGACGUGGUGGUAUGGCACGGCUGCAAGUCGAGUUCAGAGGUCAGGAAUGUUAUGAAGAAGUUGGCUGAUGCCAUUAUGUCCACUGAAUGCCCUGCUGAAAUUGGACUCAAUCGAACCGCAGCAACCACAUCAACCGCGACUACAUCAGCCGCAACCACAUCAGACGCAACCUCAUCAGCCGCAACUACAUCAGCCGCAACUACACCAGCCGCAUAUAUUGAAAUGGAGGAGGACACCCGUCCCUUCGAUCACCACACACCACGUCUCUUCCACUUGACCAUGACAACGUCUGAACUCGAAUUCGAAGAAGUGACCAACCUGACCUCUGAACCGGGUCAGAGGUCAUCGCCCUUCCCUUUCAUGCAGUCGGACAUCUACGCGGCCGAUCAACCAGCUCUCUUCCUGGUAGACAACCACAACGACGUCUUCCUCUGGCAGGGAUGGUGGCCAAGCUCCUCAGCCGACCGACCAAACCUCCAAACUGGUUCUGCCACAGCCAGGUUCGCCCAGAUGAGGAAGGCAGCUGUGAAGAUGACCCUGGAGUAUUGCACCGAGAAACGAAGACAAAUUCGAAAUGCGGUGACGGCCAGCAGCAACGACAGCAGCGACAGCAACGACAACGCCACAUCAUUCCAGAUCGAAAGCCAUUUAGUACAUGCCGGAUGUGAGCCGCCCCGCUUCACCUCCAUCUUUCCGCUGUGGUCGGUGGACCAGGACGCCGCUGCCUAUGCUGCCGAGAUGAACCACACAAGGACGCCGAUGGUGUCUCUUCAUGAAAUGAACCGACGCUUCAACAGAUCGACCUUCACCUUAGAAGAGUUGAAGGCCAGGCCCCUGCCAGACGGUGUGGACCCUCUGAAACUCGAGACCUACCUUGCCGAUGACGAAUUUGAAGUUGGCGAUUUUAUGAUUAUGACGACGAUGAUGACGACGAUGAUGAUGUAA
Messenger RNA from Helobdella robusta, 1929 nucleotides. RefSeq lists its product as hypothetical. NCBI's taxonomy places the organism in Eukaryota, Metazoa, Annelida, Clitellata, Rhynchobdellida, Glossiphoniidae. The record is from RefSeq and is a predicted model, not a curated record. Gene Ontology annotation, molecular function: actin filament binding; phosphatidylinositol-4,5-bisphosphate binding. Gene Ontology annotation, cellular component: cytoplasm; actin cytoskeleton. The transcript is spliced from 13 exons. Gene Ontology annotation, biological process: cytoskeleton organization; barbed-end actin filament capping; actin polymerization or depolymerization. The coding region runs from base 1 to 1929 and encodes 642 amino acids.